AUGUUGUCAACUGAUCCAGCAGUGAGCAUUCCGGACUUUUCUUCUUCCAAUAGAAACCCUGAACAGUAUGAGCUCAGCAGGUACCUUCCCCCUUAUCGAUCGUUAUUGAACCCGAACCGAACUUUUGACUAUCGUAGUCACAAGUAUGUGGAGGGGUCCGUGGAAUUUAAGUUCAGCAGUCUUUUUGCUAGAAAGAAGAAGCCCGAAUCGAAUAUCAAGAUGAAGUACCGGUCGCUGCUGACCCCGUUAUCGAAUACGAGGAAGCGUAUCAUGGAUGCGGCUUCUGACACCCUGUCAGUGAAAUCUCUGAGGUCUUCGCUUUCCGUUGCCAGCUUGAGGAAGUCUCCCAACCUGAGUGCCCAGCAUCUGAUGGAUCUUCCGGAUGAGAUUCUGACAGCGAUUGUCUCGUAUCUCAGAGACGACCAGAAAUCGCUGGUAUAUCUGCUCUAUGUGAACAAGCGGCUGAAUAUGAGUGUCAAGCCUGUGCUCUACGAAAACCCGUACGUCUCCUCCACGUACAGGCUAGCUCAGCUGGUCCACACUAUCAAUAAUAGCAAAGAACUGGCCCUCAUGGUCAAGACCAUUGACCUGUCGACAAUAAAUCCUGGCUUAGAGUUGGAGGAAUAUGCGUUCCGGUUGUAUGACAUAUUCGCAGAGCAGGGUGACAAUACAAUGCCUAUUGCCUCCAGCAGCAAAGACAUACUUGCUGGCUGGAGAGACUGGAGAUAUAGAAACCACCCAUUGUACGGGCUGCAGCGCACCCUCACGGGACAGGCUCACCGCUCAUCGCGGAGCUCUCGACCGGAGAUGAAAGAUCGCAAAAUGUCAGCUUCUUCGAAUUCGACCACAGGCUCUCUAUUCUCCAACAACGACGAUUCCGAAACAGAUUCGUCGCGCACACUGUCCGCUUCCCCAAUCAGAACCAAAAGGAAAAAGCAAACUUUCAGGAACUCUUUGAAGCAAGUCUUCAAGAGUACGUCCUCGGCAACAGUCACAAACUUCGAUAUUUCAGACAUGUACAGCGACCUCAAACUGACAAAAUCUACAACUCCCAAGUUCCCUCCUAAAGUCAGUGACCUUGACUUCCUGACGCAGCCCGAUCCUCUGGUUGUUGGCAAGAGCACACAACCAUACUCGACGCCUCAUCCGCUUCAGAACAGAUUUUUGAGCCAGUAUUGCUACUCCAAAGAUAUCCCAAUUGGAUACUUGUUGCACAUUUUUCAGGAAUGUGAGAAUCUCGUUCACGUGGACCUCACGGGUGUCUCCUGCAGUAAUGACUUCGAGAUGAAAGAUUACGAAUACUUCAAUUGGCAGACGUCCAAAGGCAAAAUCAGGCAACUGCCUGUAAUUGGCUACCGUUCUUUGUUGCUCGACACGGAGGAAGAUGAGCGCAAGAGGAAAGAAGAAAGUGCCAUGUUAUCUCGAUUCAAGACAGAAAAGCCAAUAUUCUGGUCCGACACGCAGCGUGAGAUAGACUGGGAGAACACGGACUGUGUGCAGCUUGAAUUUGACGAUAUCUGGAAACAACUGAAUAAGCUGAAGAAUUUGCGUACUAUCAAACUUCGUUCUAUCUGCUGGCUUGAGAAGUCUGUGAUCAGGAAAAUGGUGACUGAUUCGCAAUCCAUAACCCACUUGGAGUACAUCGAUUGUACUGAUUCUGGAAUGAGAAAAUCGUUAGAGUGGGCCAAACGGCGGACUGUCAAACAGUGGAAACGUUUCUUUCGUUACGAGGAUGCGCCUCGUGCACCCCAGGUAGCGAGCCGGGGCUACAGUUUCGAGAAUAUUGGCCACGAGUAUUACUGA
This is a messenger RNA of Ogataea haglerorum, 1803 nucleotides long. RefSeq lists its product as uncharacterized. Gene Ontology annotation, molecular function: protein binding. The record is from RefSeq and is a predicted model, not a curated record. The coding region runs from base 1 to 1803 and encodes 600 amino acids. Lineage: Eukaryota; Fungi; Ascomycota; Pichiomycetes; Pichiales; Pichiaceae. The transcript has a single exon.